AUGAAUAACAGAGUCAAAACAAUCAAUUGUGUAAAAGGCGAAAUCCACAACCUCCUGGCCAUCAUGCGCUUCGUUCCUGACUUCACAGCAUCUCCAGAAAUCGUGAUUUAUAUGUAGUAUAUAGCAGAGUUCAAAAGCUUGUUCCAAUCCUUGCUUGUAUGUUCUGACGUGGACUCAUUGGAUUUUUGGUCGCCAUUCCUAAAAAUCAUACAAUCCACUGAAGUGGCAGGUCCUAUUGUAGGCGUAGCUUUGUCCUCGAUCCACAAAUUUCUAUUGUAUGGGUUUUUGUCACCAACAUCAGGAUUCAUUCUGAAUAACAUCGUUUAAAUCUUAAUUUAGCAAGGACUUGGCCGUAUUGGUUAAGCAGUCACCUAGGACACUUCCAGAGGGCUUUACGACAUUUCCUGUCAGGCACUUGAUCGAUCAAGAAUGACUCUGCAAGCAAGAAAAGUGUUAAAAUCAUCUUCCCCUUGUCCGGCUCCUGAUGCCAUGGAACCUACAGAGUGUUCUUCUGCUGAGAAUAUCUUAUCCUUGCCUUGAAGGCUUCAUUUUUUAAGUGGGCAGACUAAGGACUUCUGCGGCCCCUCAUUAGGCGAUUGGUGAGCAGCUUUAUUCAGGAAUUAAAACCUGGAUUCUAAUGGAUGGUAGGCGUCUACCCUCAGCAGCUACAGGAAAAACCUUAAUUCCUGGGCCCAGGCCGCACUCCUGGUAUCGCGGUGAGUUUCACCUUCUGAUCCCAAAGGACUGCUAGGUAAACUCUUUCCAACCACAUGAACUAAGACAAGACCUACCCCAGACAUACAUAAAACUAUAUCAGACCUAAACCUUGGCUGAUUUCUCGCCUAGUUCACCUGGCCAUAAGAUUGAGAAAAUGCCUAAAGAGGUCGAGUGAGGUUAAGUCGCCAUUUUUGCGUAUAUAUGAAUAGCAUCGUCAAUAGUGUGGUUCAAUGAAAUAUUCCAGGGCUUUAUUCAAGCAAUGAUGAAGUGAUAUUUAUGAAACUCCUACAAGUCUUCUUGCUCUUUUCCUAUGUAAGAAAGAAAAAUCAUUGGAAAAGUACUUUUUAUUUUGGAAAUUAAUCUCUUAGUGAGCAAACAAAAAGUAUCCAUAGUAUAAAAAUUAUUAUGCAAAAUAUUCUCACGCAUAAAUAAUCAUUAUCAUAAUGAAAUUACUAGCUAAUUCUAUUAUAUAUAAAUUUAUAAAUUUAAAUUUUUUAUAAAUGGGGUUAUUUGAAGAUCUUAUAUAAAGAUUUAAAAAUAACCCUUAACCCUUCUGUGAUGUAUCAAGAUAGUUUUACUUGCUCACAGAAGAAGGAGUUAGAGUGCUUGAGAACACAGGCAAGUAUUUAUUUGACUGAUGCAAGUGUUUGGAGCAUUGUAAAAAGAUGCUUUGAUGUAUUUGAUAAAGAAAGAGUAAGCGAACUUUUAAAAAAGACAGCCCAAAACACUUUGCUGCAAAUAUUUAUUGUUAUUUUCAACAGAACCGCAGAAAUGGGGAAUGAAGAGUGCUAUGGUGUUCCAUGUGUCAGAAAUAUUUUGCUGAAAUUAGCAAAUCUGAUUGGGACAAAUGAGAAAAAUGAAGCUAAUUGGAAAGAAAAGAGAUGCUUGGGACUGUUUUUGAUGAACACAGCACUUGAAACAGCAGGCGAAGCAAUGGGCCUGCACGAAGGAAUUGUGCUUAUAAUCCAAGAUGAAGUCUGCAAGUCACUCCUGAUUAACUCAAAUACAGGAGAUUUGUUCAUUUUAUCGCUAACUUUAAGAGUGGUUUUCAACCUCUUUCAAUCCAUCAAAAGACAUUUAAAGGUCCAGCUAGAAGUAUUCUUUAACAGCAUUCAUCUUAAAAUUGCUUCUGAGUAUGAAGAUUCACAAGAUCCCUUUGUAUACCAAAGAAGCGAACUGGCACUAGAAAGCAUUGUGGAUUUUUGCCGAGAGCCAAGUCUAGUUCUUGAGCUUUAUACCAAUUAUGACUGUGAUCUCCAUUUUGCAAACCUCUUUGAAGCUUUGUCAAAAUUUUUAUGCAAGCAUGCUUUCCCUCUGCAUCAAAAUUUAAUAAGACUUAAUGAGCUGUGCCUCCAAGGACUUUUAGCAAUAACUUCAACAAUAUCUAUUAGAUGUGAUCCUGAAAUGCAUAAUAUUGAGCCAGAGCCACUCGAAAAUAAAAUUAAAGAAAAUAAAGUAAUGAAAGAAAAAUACUCAGAAUCUGCUUAUAUCUUUAAUAACCAUCCCAAAGAUUUUAUUGUGAAACUUCAAGAAAAAAAUUAUUUGCCUAAAAAUUGUGACGCAGAAGCUGUUGCGAAAUUUUUAAAAGAAAAUCCUGCAAUAGAUAGCACGUCUUUAGGAGAAUAUCUUGGUAAGCCUGGAGAGUUCAAUCAAGAAGUGCUCCGCCAUUAUUUGAAAUUCUUUGACUAUGGAGGUAUGAGAAUAGACCUUGCGUUAAGAUUAACUUUUACAAGUUUAAAAGCCCCUGGCGAGCCUCAAUGCAUUGAUAGAAUUCUUGAUGCAUUUGGAAAAGUCUAUUUUCAACAAAACCCUGAGUUUGCAGAUGAAACUGCUUCCUAUGUCCUUGCAUUCAGCAUUAUCAUGCUCAAUACAGAUUUACAUAGCUGUGCAGUUAUAAAUAAAAUGAGCAUAGAAAGCUACAUGAGAAACGUGAAGGGUGUAAAUGGAGGAAAAGAUUUCCCUCAAGAAAUGCUUAUUGAAAUCUAUAAUAGCAUAAAGAACGAGCCAAUUCAAGUCUCAGAAACUGUAAAUGUCGUCAAAAGUGAGGAUUUGGCUGAUAAUGAUCUAGCCAAUAACACAUGGAAAAAGAUUAUCAAGAGGACUAAAGGGUCAAUGAAUUAUAGAAUGCUCAAUGAACUCAUGCUUCAGCCAGCAGGAGAAAAUGAAAAAGAUAUGCUGGAUAUAUUAUGGGAGUCCGGGAUCCUAGGGACAUUAACAAAUGCUAUGGAUUGUGCAGGAGAAGAAAAAUCAUUGAAAGCAAUUAAAGAGCUUUUUAUAGAAAUCUCUAAAAUUUGCACAUAUUUUAAUAUGACUGACCACAUAAACCGACUUCUGAGCACUCUUUGUCAGUGCUUUUUAAGAAAUACUGACUCUAUCAUUGCAUUUCAUCACAGUAAAAGAGCUCUUUAUGCCCUUGAAGCUGCAGUUGAGUGUGCAAUUGCAUGCAAAGACCACCUAAAUGGUGUUUGGGGCCACCUCAUUAACUGUCUAUUUAGACUUCACUCAUUGAAAUUAUUGCCACAGCAAUUAAUUGACCUUGAUGAUUUUGUAGACAAAGAAGGAAGAAUUCUGCCAAUGUCAAACCCAGUUCUUGACGACUCAUUUUUUCAGUACUUCAGAGCAGGAUCUAAAGUAUAGAAAUUGCCCGAGGAUGGCGCUAUUUUGCACCAUCCUCGGGCAAUUCAAAAAACAGGCCCCACACGGGAAUUGAACCCACGUGUGGGGCCAUUUUUGGCAUGUGGAGAAUAUUGACUUCCACGUACCAAAAUUCCCGUGUGGGGUCAUUUUUUGAAUUGCCCGAGGAUGGCGCAAAAUAGCGCCAUCCUCUCGGGCAAUUUCUAUAUCCAACCCUCCAAGCCAUAAAAGUGAAGAUGAUACAGUCGAAGAAUCUUCUGGGCUCUGGGCUUCUUUUGCUAUGUAUUUAGGAGUGCCAACUCAGCCAGCCAAAAGAGGAGAUGAGCUGAUGCAAGAACUUACACAAGAGCUGAGAGAAAAAGUAAUAGGGACUGGAAUACAUCAAAUCUUUUUAAAUACCAAAUCUUUACCUUUGGAAUCAUUGAACUACCUGCUUAGAACUUUAAUUCAAAGAUGUAAGGAUUCUAAUGAAGAAGUUAAUAUUGUCCUUAGCCUCGAACUUUUAACAAACUCUAUACUUUCAAAUGCAAUCAGGCUGGAGGUAUCUGAAUGAAAAUCAGCUAUAGCACAUUUAGUUAAUGUUGUGACAAGUACUCAUCACUCUUGGAGCACUGAAAGAGGGCUUGUAUGCUUACUGAGAUUAUGCAUUCAUCACCAUGACGAUAUUGUUGACUUAAAAGCCAGCUUGGUAACUGUAUUGGAGCAUAUGGCUGAAUUACCUCCCAAAAAACUGUCAAGAUAUGCUGAUCGUUUGGCGGCUGGCAUUUUAAUACUAAUGAACUCAGGAAAUACUAGCUUUUUGAUUCAAGGAAGCUCUUGGACCUUACUGCUGAAAAUUCUGAACUCUUUUUCUUUAAUAGAAAGAACAGCUAUGACUGGCUUCGAAAUCGUCUCUUUAAUCAUCCACCACCUUCACGAGUGGCCUGGGGUUGAGCUAAAAAUGUAUGAAGAACUCUUAGAUCUCAUUAUUGUGUAUAUAAGGCAAGAUCUUCCUUCAUCUGGACGAAUUUCGCUUGGACUUAAACUAGUGCACUCCUUACACAAGCAAAUUUUAAAAAGAAACACAUCAGAAGUAGUCAUCUAUUUUUGGAAAAAAAUUCUUGCAUUGGUUGGAAGACUCUGCCAAGAACAAAAGCAGGCAUUAAGGCUUCAAGCUUAUACACUGCUUCAAGAAAUAAUUCUGACCAGCAGUUCUCAUCCUGAUUUAGAAAAAUGGCCGCUUUGGAAAGAAUGCUUUGAGCGAGUUCUAUUUCCUCUUGUCGUCGAGCCAUUUAUGAUUACUAGAGAAAUGCUAAAAGAUAUAUCUGAUGAAAAAGCCACUAUCAUGAAAAAAGAAUUUGAAAUGUGCAGAGAAAAAGCUAUGGAUAUCAUCUGUUACGCAGUUUUAUUUAAAAUCAAAACCCUGAACACAGCUUCUGAGUUCACCACUUUUUGGGUCCGUCUGCUUAAACUAUUAUCACAGACUUUGAAAAACAAAGAAAGUGGGGACGUAAAUGAAAAAAGCUAUGAAAUGUUAAAGAACUUGCUUUUGGUACUGAAAACUGACAAUGAUUUGAAUCAGGAACAGUGGACACUUACUUGGGAGAUUAUUAAUUUGGAUGCUCUAAGACACGAAAUAGAGCCUGAAACGGCUUCUCAACAACACAUUGAUGACACAAUUGAAGUUUUAUAA
This is a messenger RNA of Blepharisma stoltei, 5023 nucleotides long. Lineage: Eukaryota; Ciliophora; Heterotrichea; Heterotrichida; Blepharismidae. The record is from the annotation of a GenBank genome assembly.